Molecule: messenger RNA, 8793 nt
Organism: Meriones unguiculatus (Mongolian gerbil)
Lineage: Eukaryota; Metazoa; Chordata; Mammalia; Rodentia; Muridae
Gene: Znf398
Product: zinc finger protein 398
Exons: 6
Coding region: 261-2192 (643 amino acids)
Biological process (GO): regulation of transcription by RNA polymerase II
Molecular function (GO): DNA-binding transcription factor activity, RNA polymerase II-specific; RNA polymerase II cis-regulatory region sequence-specific DNA binding
Source: RefSeq, a predicted model, not a curated record
ACCGGGCGGAGGGGCUGCGUCUAGGCCGGCGCGGCGCCUGCGGUCCUCGCUGUCCACAAAGCGCCAGCUGAGCGGCGGCUGCAGCCGGUGCGGCGGAGGCUGCAGAGCUACCGGGUUCCUCGGCGGCCCAGCGCUCCCGGAAGCCGGGCUUGUCAGUGCGGGCAACGCGGGGCCGCUGCUCGCCGUCUGCGGUGGAGCGGCAAGCGGUCGGGCCUGCGUGCGGCGGCGACCCCCGGGAUCGGACCGGGCAGCUCAGGGCCAUGGCCGAGGCGACCGCCGCUCCGACCUCUGAAUGGGACUCGGAAUGCCUCACAUCAUUGCAGCCCCUUCCUCUUCCUACACCUCCAGCGGCAAAUGAGGCACACCUGCAGACCGCAGCCAUCUCCCUGUGGACGGUGGUGGCUGCUGUACAGGCCAUAGAGAGGAAGGUGGAGGUCCACAGCCGGAGGCUCCUCCACCUAGAAGGCAGGACAGGGACUGCGGAGAAGAAACUAGCUGGCUGUGAAAAGACAGUAGCAGAGCUUGGGAACCAGCUGGAUGGCAAGUGGGCCGUGCUGGGGACCCUGCUGCAGGAGUACGGGCUGCUGCAGCGGCGGCUGGAGAACCUGGAGAACCUGUUGAGAAAUAGGAACUUCUGGAUCCUGCGGCUGCCCCCAGGUAUUAAAGGAGAUAUCCCAAAGGUGCCUGUGGCGUUUGAUGAUGUCUCCAUCUACUUUUCCACUCCAGAGUGGGAAAAAUUAGAAGAAUGGCAGAAGGAACUUUACAAGAAUAUCAUGAAGGGCAACUACGAGUCCCUCAUCUCCAUGGAUUAUGCCAUGAACCAACCUGAUGUUUUAUCUCAGAUUCAGCCAGAAGGAGAACACACUACAGAUGACCAACCAAGGCCAGAAGCAAGUGAGAUUCCUGCAGACCCUAGUGAAGAGCCUGGCCUUUCAACCUCAGAUAUUCUGUCUUGGAUUAAACAAGAGGAAGAACCUCAGGUUGGAGUUCCCCAGGAGUCUAAAGAGAGUGAGCUCUACAAAGGCACCUAUGCUGAUGAAGAACUUGUCAUCAAAGCUGAAGACCUUGCUAGAGCCUCCUUGUGCCCUGAAGUUCCGGUAGCCUUCUCUGCUCCUCUACCAGCUGCAGCCAAGGAUGCGUUUUCAGAUGUAGCUUUCAAAAGCCAGCAGUGUACACCCCUGACACCUUUUGGACGUCCAGCCACUGACCUGCCUGAGGCCUCAGAGGGACAAGUGACCUUUACUCAGUUAGGAAGCUACCCUCUCCCUCCUCCGGUUGGAGAGCAGGUGUUCUCCUGCCACCACUGUGGCAAGAGUCUCAGUCAAGACAUGUUGAUGACACACCAGUGUAGCCACGCCGCUGACCACCCCUUACCCUGUGCCCAGUGCCCCAAGCACUUUUCCCCGCAGGCAGAUCUUGGUAGCACCUCCCAGGAUCAUGCCAAUGAGACACCGCCCACCUGCCCACACUGUGCUCGGACCUUCACUCACCCCUCCCGACUUACAUACCACCUUCGCGUCCACAACAGCACUGAGCGCCCUUUUCCCUGUCCUGAUUGUCCCAAGCGCUUCGCUGACCAGGCUCGACUCACUAGCCAUAGGCGAGCUCAUGCUAGUGAGAGGCCCUUCCGGUGCCCGCAGUGUGGUCGUAGCUUCAGCCUGAAGAUCAGUCUCCUGCUGCACCAGAGAGGGCACGCGCAGGAGCGCCCCUUCUCCUGCCCUCAGUGUGGCAUUGACUUCAAUGGCCACUCGGCACUGAUUCGCCACCAGAUGAUCCACACGGGCGAACGGCCCUACCCCUGCACAGACUGCAGCAAGAGCUUCAUGCGUAAGGAACAUUUGCUAAACCACCGGAGGCUGCACACAGGUGAGCGGCCCUUCCAGUGUGCUCACUGCGGCAAGAGCUUCAUCCGCAAGCACCACCUCAUGAAGCACCAGCGCAUCCACACGGGCGAGCGGCCCUACCCCUGCGCAGUGUGCGGAAGGAGCUUCCGCUACAAGCAGACGCUCAAGGACCACCUGCGGACCGGUCACAGUGGAGGCUGUGCGGGUGAUAGGGACCCUUCCGCACAGCCACCAGACCCACCUGGUCCACUCUUAACUGCCCUGGAAACCUCUGGCCUAGGCGUUAGCACUGAAGGUCUAGAGUCUAGUCAGUGGUAUGGGGAAGGGAAUGGAGGGGUGGUUUUGUAAAUCUGUGGUCCAUUGGUUAUUUAUGUUCGUAGCAGAGCAGAAAGUCCAGGAGGAAGCCCACAAGCUCCACAAACCAUAGGAAUUAUUAUCUGGUACAUAAAAGAACUUGAGGUCCACACUUAAUUACAGACAUGCUUGUGCUUUGGAAGCCCACAGCAGUCCAAGAAUACCAUAUUUUGAAAACUGGAAGCGAGUCCAGCACCCCCAUCUUUUAAAUAACACAAAUGCAGGGUUGGAAAGCAAGGUUUAGCUUCUGAUCAUCCUAUUCUGUCAGGGUGGCUGUCAGGGUAGCAGAGUGAAAGUAGGGUGCCUCUCGAUAGGGACAGGCACAUAGGAAGAGCCCCAAAACCUUGAAGCCAUCAGGAGACAUGAGAGCGCCCAGAGCUGUUCUCGGAUUCCUCCGUGGUGAGAUGAUUGUUGGGAGAACAUGCUUUAGCUGCUUGUUAUUGUGUGUCUCUGAAACCAGCUAAGCUCUGUUUAUUCCUGUGUGGUCACCUUUCCCUGGAACAUGACUGAGGCUGUGUUCCUAGGCCUAGGUUCUGUCUGCUAAUACAUUUUGUUUAAUGUUGGUGAACAAGAAAUCUGACUAAUAGCUUAUUUAAGGGGACAGUUCUUAGCUUUUCUUGGCUUGAUUUGAAACAUUCAGACUCUUGUUGCAACUGUUAAGAGGGUAGAGAACUUCACCACAGCCCUGGUUAGAUACUUAGGAGGAGCGUUUUCUCUCCAGUUUUAGAUGCUAAAGAUCCCAGAGAUCCCAGCCACAACAGUGAUAGCAUGGUCUAAAAUUUUAUAUUAACUCAUCCCUUAUCAACCAGCUUGUGUCUGGUUUUUCCUUUUCUGGUGUUUGAUUUUCUUUCUCUCUCUGUCUUUUGAGAGAGGGUUUCCCUGUAUAUACUGGCCUGGAACUUGCUUUGUAGACCAGGCUGGCCUUGGACUCACAGAGAUCUGCCUGCCUCUUCCUCAUGUUCUGGGUGCACCACCACACCCAACCUGAUUUUCUUUACAGUCCUUAUUAGCAAAGAUCAUUGCACUUUGUCAAGGCACAAACACUUUAGAAAGUGCCACUGAGCUCAGGGCUUUUGCUCCCUGGUAGUGUGAUGGCAGUAUUGUAAUGUAACACUCCUGAGGAGAAGAUCUGCACCCCUGACUGCCCCCGCUUCACUGGCAGUGAACAGACUGAGACCCUUCUUCAGCCACUGAGAGCUAAGCAUCGUAUCUGUCUUACUUGUGUGGUGUUUUUAGACAGGGUUUCACUGUGUAGUCCUGGCUGGCCUGGAACUCAGAGAUCUGCCUCCUCUACAUCCAGAAUGCUAAGCUGUCAUGUCCAGCCACCUGUUGUACUUUGAGGGGCCAUGGCUAACAUAUGUUCUUUUCUUGGGCUUGUUUAGUCAUCUGAGUAUCUGAACCUAAGAGUUUAUGCAACCAGGUCUGUGUCCUCUUCCUUUUUCAACUCUCACAUUUUUAUCACCAAAAUGAGGCUGUUGAAAGAAAUGGUGAGCCUCUAAAAACUUUUAAAAAGAAAGAAAAAUCUUGUGAUAUAGUUCUUCUCUGACAAAAUCUUGUUCUUCCUUUGGCUUCUGUCUGGACAAAGCCAAAUGAGACAGAAAACCAAAGCAGAGAAAAUCAUGUAGAAAACUGGUGGAAAUCAGCUUGCCUUGUUGUUCUGCACCUAGUGGGUCCUGAAGUAGACAGAGGAUGAAGCCUACAUUUAGGACAGAAGCUGUUUAUUCCCACGCCCCUUUGUUACUCCAGAGUAGUCUAUGAUGUUUAGAAUAAGAUGUGGAACUGUUCAGACAGGACACUUUCAGGAUAGGAAGGGGAUGCUUCCCCCUUAUUACUUAUUGAAGGCCCAACCUUCAAUCUGCAGAGUUAAUGUAACUAUGGUAUGGAAUGACAUUUGCCUAGCUAAUGUGCUCUUGGCAAAGUUCUGCCCGAACUUUGUUGCUUUCGAGGAUUGUCACACAUACACUGUUUUGUGACAUUCUUAACACCAAGGACCCUGGGAGACAUAAGAAGUGUGUGUGAGACCUGACCUGCUGUUGUAGCUUUCAGCCUGAGGCACUGAAAAUGCCUCGGGACAGGCAAAACCCGAUGGCUGCAUCGAAGUGUAUUGGGAUAAAGAGCUUAGCCAGAAUCUGCACCAUCCACAGGAGAACAUGGAAUUUCUGAAAUUCAAAAGCUGGGGUUCCAGCUUAAUUAAUGACCCUCUAGGGACUUGAAUGUGGGAUUUGCGCCUGAAAAGGAAAAGAAUCAGCAUUAUCCUCAGAGUGAGGGGCUGAAGGAGAGAUACCUACUGAACCUGUGAUGUGGGGCUAGACAACACCUAAAAUUCAUCUGAACCCAAUAGAUUUGCCAAGUACCAAAUGGUUAACAAUGGAAGGCCUUGUGCCAGAGUGCUGCAGAUGCAUCCCAUUGUCUGUUCUGGAAGGAGCCAUAGCCAGCAGGGAUCUAAACUGGCCCAAAGCGAAUGUAGUUCAAAUGCUAACCAAACGAGAGCCAUAAAACCACCAGGUGGUAGUGGUGCAUGACCAUUGCCAGCCCUCAGGAGGCAGAGGCAGGAGGAUCUCUGAGUUCAAGCACAGCUCGGUCUACAGAGAGAGUUCCAGGACAGCCAGGGCUACACAGGGAAAUUCUGUCUUGAAAAACAAAAGCUCCAUAACACCAAAUAAAACAAAAUGUGCAGGGCCAUCCCAGAACCACAGAAGCAUGCGGGAUCCUACUCACUAGUCCGGCUCAAAGCAGGGACUCACCUGUUGUGUAGUCAAUUCUUUUCAUUCACCAGUCUCUUAUCAAGUAGAACCCAUUUGUUGUCAAAGAUUCAGAAGUGGCUCAUUGGAAAAUGUAUCAUCCAACAGAAAUCGUUAGCAAGUAAAAUCUCUUUGCCUCCUAGUGCCUUGAGAGAAACUAUACAUUUAACCCUGCAGUUGAAGGGGCACCUGGGGUCUGGGGCUAAUGACCAGUCCUUGUAGAGAAGGGGAAACGCCAGAAGUAUUCUACUGAUCUGUCUGCCCCCUAGAUGAUGGCACAAAAGAUUCCUCAGAGUGCCCCCAGGCGUUGGCACCAACCAGAUUUACUCUGCUUGCUAGAUUCAUUGUGGACCUUGGAUGAGCCUCUGGUUCAGCCCCAGAUAUGAAAAUAAAUGUAAGUUGGUUAAUUGUUUAGAAAGUAAAAUAUGAUUGAUCCCUUCCUGCUGGGCAUUUGAUAAUGGACACACCUUAGUCAUGAACUCUAGAGAGAGCUAUGUUCUACAUCACUUCCCUCAUUAAUAAACUCUACAAAGUUUCUGGUAGGAGCUCCCCUGGGAGCCUCUUGAGGUCAUAUCUAUCUCAGCCAGGCCCUGUAGCUUAUGAGACAAUAGCAAAUACUCUCUCAGUCCCCAAAAGUCUCACUGACAAAAAAGUACCUAAAUUCCUUUAUCCAUUUCAAUGGGUUAGAAAGCCCAAGUUUAUGUCGUAUUUCUGGAGAGGUACAAGAGACUCGACUCCUCUUAUGCUUUAGCUUCUUAGACAACAAAAGCAGCCUCUGCAGUUGCCUGAGUAGCAAACAAGGCCUUUCCGAUGAGGACAUGAUGUUGCUAUUACAUAUAUGUAUCUGUUUGAGUGGGUAUUUCUGACUUAAUUUCACUCUGGUCUCUUCAGCAAAGGGGCAGCCUCUUAUUCUGUGGGGUGUGUACAUCAUUCUAGUCUUUUGGCAAGCUUCAGACUUCUACAAACACAAUAAUUAGGAGUUCAAUAUUAGGGACUGGGGUGAUAUUUCAGUAAAGUCCUUGCCAUGCAAGCGUGAAUAUUUGAGUCUAAGCCAGGACCAAUGCCAUAGGCUUGAAUCCCAGCACUGGGAAAGCUCUUGCUGGCCUGUCGGCAUAGCCUGAUUGCUAAACCUUAGGUCAGUGAAAGACCCUGUCUCAAAGAACAAAGUCAGUGGCUCCUGAGCAAUGACUCCCAAAGUCCUCUGGUCUCCACAUGAAGAUGUACACACAUAUACACACAUGGUCAGAUUGAUUGAGGGGUGGGGUUAAAAAGAAUGCAGGGACUUAAUGGUUCACGCAUUAGUACAGUAUUAAUGUAAUGGCUAGGAGGAGGACUUCUGAUGUCAGAUCUAAUUCAAGUCUCAAGUAAUAUAGCAUUAUUUUACCUUCUGAAGAUUUUUGUUUAUCUGUAAGGUAUCUCAGAGGUGUUAGAGCUUAAGAACGCACAGAACCAACCUGAAAGGUGAUCACAAAGCCAGGUUGAACUGGGUAUGUCAAGUGUUAAGAACCAAAUGUUUGGCCAGGUGUGAUGGCUCACACCUAUUAACCUGGCACUUGGGAAGCUGGGGCAGGAGGAUUGCUGAGAAUUUAAGACCAGUCUAUGCUACAUAGGAAAACCUGUUUUUAAAAGGGGGAGGAGACAAGAGCCAGAGAGAUGGCUCAUUGUUAAGAAGAGCACUUGCUGCUUUUUUCAGAGAACCUGUGUUCAGUUCCCAGCAUGCACAUGGUGGCUUUCAAUUUUAACUCCAGUUUCAAGAGAACGAAUGCCUUCCUCUGGUCUCUGCAGCCACCAGACAUGCAAGUGAUACACAUAUGUACAUUUUGGCAAAACAUUCAUACACAUAAAAAUAACACCUCUUUUUUUAAAAAGACUGUUCCACAGAAGUACAUGACUGCUGGCUGGCUCAGCCUUUUGUUACCAUCUUUUGCAUAUAUUUAGUAUGAUCUCUUACUGAUUUUUUUUUACACUUACCAGCCUACAUAAGUUUCUGAUGCCAUAACCCCAUAUGGCUCUGAUUCUCUCUUGAUUUUUUUUCUCCUGUUCCUCUUUUUAAAAUAUUUUUAGGUUUUAUUUUAUGUGUCAGUGUUUUGCUUGUAUGUAUGUAUACCAUGUACAUGUCUGGUGCCGCAGAGAUCAGAAGAGGGUAUUAGAUCCCCUAGAAUUGGAGGUAUGGAUGGUUGUGAGCCAUCAUGUGGAUGCUGAGAAUCGAACCUGGGUCCAUUGAAAAAGCAACAAGUGCUCUAAGUCACUGAAUUAAAAAAUAUAUAUAUUGUUAUUUUUUGUUUGUUCUUUUGAGUCAAGGUCUAUGUAGGUCUUGCUGGCUUGGAACUCAAGAUAUAGACCAGGCUGGCCUUGAACACAUAGAGAUCUGAAUGCCUCUGCCUCCCAAGUGCCAGGAUUAAAGACUUGUGCCACAAUGCCUGGCUUAAAACAAAGAUUUAUUUUUAAAAAUUCUUCUCUUAUAUAUUACACCCCAAAGGCAGUUUCUUCUUCCUUCUUCCCUGCCAGUCCCCAUCAUCACCCUAACCCCCACCCCCAUCACUCCUCCUCUCUUUCUCUUCAGAAAUGGGCAGGCCUCCCAGGGCUAUCAACCAAACACGGCAUAUCAAGCUGCAAUAAAACCCGGAGCCCCCCCUCAGCAGAAGGAAAAGGCUUCCAAAGAGUCCAUUCCGUUGUUAGGAGUCCUACAAGAAGAUCAGCAUACACAACUAUAACAACAAGGUUCCCUGAUUAUCAGUUCAGUCUUGGAGGCCCCGUAAGCCCAGUCGGUUCUGUGGGUAAUGCAAAGAAUUCUUUACAGGAGUCUUUUAAAUAUUUCUCAGUUUUUCUUGGUUUAGAUUCUAUACUGUGAAAUCUGGCCCAGCUCCUCUUCCCAUGACCAUCCUAGGUCAGUCAGCUGCAGUCAGCAAUAAAACUCCUCUGGCCCCUGCACCAGGAUUCGUGGACCUGCUGUUCAGGAACGGGAACAGUAUUUAAGUGCUGCCAGAGGGGACAGAAUCUGUUUAAUGUCCAUUGAGGUUUCUUCUACUUCACAAGCAGUUAUCUAAGGCCAAAGCUUAAUGUCCUUGCUCAGAGAACAAGAGGAAGAUGCUGCUUGUCUUUUGAAAGAAGACAUUUGUCACUGUCCUAGUCAAGGGAGGGAGGGUAUUCUUUUCUGUCCCUGCUCUCAUUUUUGUUUAUUUGUUUGUUUAUUGAGAACAGAGUCUCACUGUGUAACUGAGGUUGGCUUCAAACUCACAAUCUUGUCUCAGCUUCCCUAGUGAUGGGAUGACAGAUGAGGGCCACCAUGCCUGGCUCUUCCAUUCCCCAACCCCACACCUCCUCCUUUGUCCUUUUGCUUUUUGAGAUAGUAUUUCAUGUAUUCCAGGCUGACUGCAAACAUGGUAUGUAGCCUAGAUAGAUUACUUUGAUAUUCCUGAAUCCCCUUGGUUUUGUGGAGUGCCAGAGUUCUUUCCAGAGCUUUCUGCAGGUUAGGCAAGUACUCUACCAACAGAGCUACAUCCCCUAGCCUCUUUAAAAACAAACAAACAACAACAACAACAAAAACUAAAUGUGUAGCCCAGGCUGGCUUUGCACUCCAGAUCCUCCUGCCUCUGCCUCCUUCAGCAAAUUCUACUAGCUAGUGCCACCAAAACUGUCUAGCCUCUUCUUUUUAAAGAAUUCACCACAGUCAUAUACAUACAAUAGCCUUAGUCAGCUUGAUCAUUUAAGUGUCCCUCUAUAUCAUGCCUCAGACCAGCAAGGAAGGCAGAACAAUCCAGCCUCAUCAGAACAGACCCCAAAGCAGUGCAUCAGUAAGUGUUAAAGUUAGUCAAGUUAUAUUCUAAAAAAAGGGCUUCAUAAAUCUCACUGAA